UUUGUUCACCAACAGAUAAGCACUAGCCUUCUUCUUCUCAUUCCUUCCUUAUCACAACACAUUUCCCUUUCUCAUUUUCUCUGUUGCAUCUGAAUCACCGCCGUCCAUGGAAGAAAUAGAUGUCGCCUUCGUCCAAGAACCUCACCACAGACCCAACCCCUCUCUCAUACAAGAGGCUCAGGGCAUCCCUCUCAUUGACCUCUCUUGCCCCGACGUCGACGCUCUCGUCGCCGACAUAGGCAAUGCCUGCAGGCAAUGGGGCUUCUUCCAGAUCAUCAACCACGGCGUUCCGGCCGAGCGCCUGCACAAGCUGCAGGAGUCGGUGCGGAAGUUCUUCCUUCUAAGCCUCGACGAGAAGAGGAAGGUCAGGAGAGACGCCAGGAAUGUGCUGGGGUAUUACGACACAGAACACACCAAGAACGUCAGAGAUUGGAAAGAGGUGUUCGACUACACGGUGCAAGAGCCCACUCUCGCCGCCGCCUCCAUCGAUGAGGAUGACGACGGAGUGGCUCACUGGGAGAAUCAGUGGCCUGAAAACCCUCCUGAAAUGAGAGAAGCGUGUCGGGAAUAUGCAAAAGACAUGGUGGAACUGGCCACAAGACUGAUGGAACUAAUCGCUAUGAGCUUGGGGUUACCGCCAAGGAGGUUUGAGGAUUUCUUCAAGGACCACACCAGCUCCGGCAGAAUAAACCGGUAUCCGCCGUGUCCAACGCCGGAGCUUGCUCUCGGGGUGGGCCCCCACAAAGAUCCAGGGGUUCUGACCAUCCUUGCUCAGGACGAAGUGGGCGGGCUUGAGGUGAAGAGAAAAUCCGACGGCCAAUGGGUUGCGGUAAAGCCCACACCCAAUGCUUUCAUCAUAAAUCUUGGGGAUGUUCUUCAGGUAUGGACGAAUGGAGAAUAUGAGAGCGUAGAGCACAGAGUGAUGGUGAACUCAGUGAAGGAGAGGUAUUCAGUACCGUUCUUUCUGAAUCCUUCGCAUUACAUAAUGGUGAAGCCAUUGGAGGAACUGACCGGCGAGCAAAACCCAGCCAAGUACAGGCCUUACAACUGGGGGAAGUUUGCACUGACGAGGAAGCGCAGUAACUUCAUGAAGUUGCAGGUUGAAAAUAUCCAGAUUCACCAUUUCCAGAAUAAUGUUCAGGCCAAGAAUUAUUUACCAGAUUGUCCUAAAAUUGUCGUGUGAUGAACAUGAUGAAACGGUGGCCACUCAAUGCUGCUGAUCAAAGAAGAUAAAUAUGUAUUUCUUUUGUUCUUUUUUAACUUGGCCAGCCACGUGUGUGCAUUGAUAAGUAUAAUAUAUUUAGUUGAGCAA
Messenger RNA from Neltuma alba, 1312 nucleotides. Its product is annotated as probable 2-oxoglutarate-dependent dioxygenase At5g05600. The transcript is spliced from 2 exons. The record is from RefSeq and is a predicted model, not a curated record. Lineage: Eukaryota; Viridiplantae; Streptophyta; Magnoliopsida; Fabales; Fabaceae. Bases 107 to 1183 code for a protein of 358 amino acids.